This is a messenger RNA of Trichomonas vaginalis G3, 479 nucleotides long. RefSeq names its product attachment subunit-related family. The annotation marks the transcript as partial. Lineage: Eukaryota; Parabasalia; Trichomonadida; Trichomonadidae. The record is from RefSeq and is a predicted model, not a curated record. The transcript has a single exon.
AUGGAAGGAAGAAAAAGUGUCGCAAACAAUUCGUCGACUACCUCUGCAGUUAAAGUUCCUACAACUUAUGUCUCACCAUUCUCAAAACCCUUACGACCUCCUAUAAUACCAAAGCAACUUCCUCAUACAAUUCAAGACAAUUUGUCCAACAAUUUGAGUUCUUCUUCUCAAAACACAACAGAUACAGUUGUCCAAACAGCACCAGAACAAGUUUCACAUAGUUCUACAAUUCAAGACAAAUUGUCCAACAAUUUGAGUUCUUCUUCUUCUCAAAACACAACAGAAACAUCUGAAACAGAUUUACAACCAGCACCAGAACAAGUUUCACAUAGUUCUACAAGUAUGUUAACAAGAGCACAAUUUCAAGAUUUAAUUUCUCUUGAACAAUAUUCGAGUAACGAAACACAAACCGACGACUGUAACCUCUCGCUACCCGAAUCCAUUCAAAGAAAAUACGCCAUGAAAAGACUGAAAUUGUU